AAAUGGUUAUUUAAAAAUCCAAAUGGAUGGUUAGCGGUGAUAGCAAAAAUGAGUUGUUUCUUAGUUAUAUUUUUUUGACCCACUGGUGAGUUGACUUGGUGAGGCCUGCUGCUUUGCUGUUUCUCUCUUUUUUUCUUUCUUUCUUAAAAAAAAAAAAAAAAGUGUUUUUAAUUUUUAAUUUUCUUAACUUUCUGGCAAAGUUCUCUGCUUUUGUCUCUCCAACAAAAGGAUAGAAAAAAUAAAGAAAGUUGCAGAAAACAAUCUCUCUGUUCUUUGAGCUUUCCCUUUGAGCUCACACGAGCGGCUUCAUUUGUCAUUCCACCUUUUUCUCUUUCUUUCUUCUUCCUUCAAUUUCUGUUUUUUUUUUUUUUCACAGAUCGUUUUCUCAGAUUUUGACUCUUUUUUGGUGUUGUUGUUCUUCUCCUUCGUAAAGUGGAAGAAGAAUAUCACAAAACUGGGUUUUUUUAUAUCUGGAAUUCUGAAGAAAUUCUUCACAGAUUUGAUCUGUUUAAACUAUAAAAGUUUUGAUUUUUAUAAAUCAGCUCAAAAUAGACGCGGUUUAGGGUUUAUGGUUUGACUAUAACAAAUACUGAAAUGGGUUGUGAGGUUUCAAAGUUAUGUGCAUUUUGUUGUGUUUCUGAACCUGAAGGAUCCAAUCAUGGAGUCACAGGAUUAGAUGAAGAUAGGAGAGGUGAAGGGAAUGAUUUGCCUCAAUUUCGUGAAUUCUCAAUUGAGACAUUAAGGAACGCAACAUCAGGAUUUGCUACAGAGAAUAUAGUAUCAGAGCAUGGUGAGAAAGCUCCAAAUGUUGUGUAUAAAGGGAAAUUGGAUAAUCAAAGACGUAUUGCUGUUAAAAGGUUUAAUAGGAAAGCUUGGCCUGAUUCUCGUCAGUUUCUGGAGGAAGCUAAAGCUGUUGGUCAAUUAAGGAACUAUAGAAUGGCAAAUCUUCUUGGAUGUUGUUAUGAAGGUGAAGAGAGACUUCUUGUUGCUGAGUUUAUGCCUAAUGAAACUUUGGCUAAGCAUCUUUUCCAUUGGGAGUCACAACCGAUGAAGUGGGCGAUGCGACUAAGAGUAGCUUUACAUAUUGCUCAAGCUUUAGAAUAUUGUACUGGCAAAGGUCGUGCGCUCUACCAUGACUUAAAUGCUUAUAGAGUUCUCUUUGAUGAUGACUCAAAUCCAAGACUUUCGUGCUUUGGUCUGAUGAAAAAUAGUAGAGAUGGAAAGAGUUAUAGUACCAACCUGGCGUUCACUCCUCCCGAGUAUCUCAGAACAGGUCGCGUGACACCAGAAAGUGUGAUGUACAGUUAUGGAACUCUGUUGCUUGAUCUUCUUAGUGGAAAACAUAUUCCUCCAAGCCAUGCUCUGGACCUCAUACGGGACAGGAACAUUCAAAUGUUGAUCGACUCGUGCUUGGAGGGUCAAUUUUCAAGCGAUGAUGGGACUGAACUAAUACGGUUAGCUUCUAGAUGUUUGCAGUAUGAGCCCCGAGAGCGGCCUAACCCGAAGUCUCUAGUUACUGCAAUGAUCCCUCUACAGAAGGAUCUUGAGACUCCUUCUCAUCAACUGAUGGGCAUACCAAGCAGCGCCUCCACGACACCCCUUUCACCACUUGGAGAAGCAUGCCUAAGAACAGAUCUAACUGCCAUACAUGAGAUUCUUGAAAAGCUUAGCUAUAAAGAUGAUGAGGGUGCAGCCACAGAGCUUUCGUUCCAGAUGUGGACCAAUCAGAUGCAGGACUCGUUAAACUUCAAGAAAAAGGGUGAUGUUGCUUUUCGACAUAAAGAAUUUGCAAAUGCCAUCGACUGCUAUUCUCAGUUCAUUGAGGGCGGGACAAUGGUUUCCCCAACUGUUUAUGCAAGAAGAAGUCUGUGUUACCUGAUGAAUGAGAUGCCCCAAGAGGCGCUGAAUGAUGCAAUGCAAGCUCAAGUGAUAUCUCCUGCUUGGCAUAUCGCAUCCUAUCUUCAAGCUGUAGCUCUAUCAGCUCUAGGACAAGAGAACGAAGCACACGCUGCUCUUAAAGACGGAUCAAUGCUCGAAAGCAAAAGAAACAGGCUAUGAUGAUGAUAACAGAAAGCACGAAGAGGAAAAUGAGAGAGGAAAAUUAAAAACCAUUUAUUUUCUUACAUUAAACCGAUAAGCCCCCAUAGGCUUUGUAGAAUAAGAUCAAAUCUCAUCCUCUGGAGUAGAAGCUACUACAGAGUUCUCAUAUCGUGUGCAUCAUCAUCAUUGGUCAGUUUCAGGUUCCGCUUGUGUAUCCCUUUCCUUCUCUUUUUUUCUUUCCAAAUACUCGAAGCAUUCAUUUGGUCUACUACCGCGAAUUAGACUCUUUUUAUGUUCUUGGUUACUGGCAUGAACAUUUCCCUGUUAUACAGAAGAAAAAAAAGUUCCAUACUUUGAUGGAGAUUUGAUUUUUAGAAAAACUGGAAAUGGUGUGAUUGUGGAUUUGCUAUGAUGGAUUCCAUGAUUUGUAAUCAAUGUUUUAUAAUAUGUAAUGUAAAGAAGAGAGUACUUUGAUUUUUGGUUGUUAAUGAUCUGUUGGAUUCA
This is a messenger RNA of Arabidopsis lyrata subsp. lyrata, 2544 nucleotides long. Its product is annotated as probable serine/threonine-protein kinase At5g41260. The coding region runs from base 595 to 2058 and encodes 487 amino acids. Gene Ontology annotation, biological process: protein phosphorylation; brassinosteroid mediated signaling pathway. Gene Ontology annotation, molecular function: ATP binding; protein binding; protein kinase activity. NCBI's taxonomy places the organism in Eukaryota, Viridiplantae, Streptophyta, Magnoliopsida, Brassicales, Brassicaceae. The transcript is spliced from 10 exons. The record is from RefSeq and is a predicted model, not a curated record.